Molecule: messenger RNA, 597 nt
Organism: Didymodactylos carnosus
Lineage: Eukaryota; Metazoa; Rotifera; Eurotatoria; Philodinida; Philodinidae
Source: the annotation of a GenBank genome assembly
AUGGGUUUAUUUAAUGGUGGUAAAAAUGAUAAACCAGCUAAAGUUGAUAAAUAUGAAAGACAAUAUCAACAAUAUCAACAACCAAAAAGCCAACCACGUCCUCGUGCACAAUCGCAAUAUCGAAAUCAAUUGGCACCUAUUGUAGGCGGAUUCAACACGCCUGUUGGUUUUGGACUACAACCAGCUGUUCAAGGCAUACCUCAACUAGCGGCUCCACCAGCGUUUCAGAUGACACCUCAAUUGUUCGCAGGAUUACCACCUUAUCAAAAUACUGGCAAAUGGAUGUCACCUAGUACUGCUGCUGGACCAGUUCCACCUCUAUUACCUAUGUACGGUGACGGAAAUAUGUUUGACGCCUCAGCUGGCGCUAAUAAAUAUGCAAAUCCAUUCAUGCAAGGAUUUCCACCAAUGUUUCCUCAAUUUCCACAAAUGAGUGCAGGCUAUCCAGCAACACCUUUACCAGUACAAUUUACUGGCGGUUAUGGUAAUCUAAAUCGAAGUGAUAUUAACCAAUAUGGAUCGGCCUUUGCAGGAGGACAAGAUAGUUUGUGGAAUAAUGGUUAUGGAUCUCAGUUCGGUUAUAUGCCACAAUUUUGA